Messenger RNA from Sycon ciliatum, 4242 nucleotides. RefSeq lists its product as uncharacterized. Gene Ontology annotation, biological process: proteolysis. Bases 1 to 4242 code for a protein of 1413 amino acids. The transcript is spliced from 4 exons. NCBI's taxonomy places the organism in Eukaryota, Metazoa, Porifera, Calcarea, Leucosolenida, Sycettidae. The record is from RefSeq and is a predicted model, not a curated record. Gene Ontology annotation, molecular function: aspartic-type endopeptidase activity.
AUGGCCUCGACGGAAGGAGGAACGUCAGGGUCCGGACAAGCAGAGUCAGGCUCCAACAGUGAUACGUCGAAAAUGGAUACGGUCACCCUACCGGUGCAACUGACUUCUGUAAGCAGCUCAAUUCAAUGCCUGGUGCGAGAUCUGCAACAGGAGGAGCACGAUGCUGACCGGUUUAUUGCCGGGCACGUGCCCCCGAAUGACGUUGAAGACUUCCUGGUAAGCUUUGAAAAGAAACUGGCGUAUCUAAAAACAUGUUUGUCGGGCACGGCACGCAACGUCCUUGAUGGGAUCGUCCUCGACAACGACCACUACCCAAUUGCUGUCGAAUUACUCAAAGAACGGUUCGGCAGGCAGCAAAUGGUGCUGAAUGCCCACUAUUCAGCACUGGUCGAUCUGCCACCGGCCUAUGACACGGCCACAUCACUGCGCCAGUUGUACGACACAGUUGAAAAACACAUCCGGGCGCUCAGUGCUAUUGGCGAAGACUGUGACCAAGGGAUUUUUGUGUCUCUGAUCACGUCAAAGCUGCCGAGUCCUGCCAUGUUUCAACUGGAAUUAGCUAAAGGUGAGGAGACGUGGUCCGCCGACCGUCUCCGCAAACAUUUACAUGACUAUAUCAUGGCAAAGGAAGCAGCAGCUCGACCAACAUCAGUCGGUUCUGCACAGUCAAGCAUGACUGUACCGCGGUCCACGAAUGCCAGCCCUGGCGACAUGCGGCCAGUCCAGACGUUGGCAGUUUCGGUCAAGAAACCACAACGCGCAAAAUGCUUCUUUUGCAAGGAAGCCCAUUACACAGAUGAAUGUGACCGGUACAGAACUUUAGAGACCAGACGCCAGCAAAUCCAGGGUCGGUGCUUCAUUUGUUUCCGGGACAGCCAUAUGGCUCCGGCUUGUCCGAACCCCUGGGCUUGUGCACAUUGCCACAAGAAGACACACCACCGCAGUCUCUGCCCUUCCAAAUUCGGAACUGGCCACCAACAACAACAACAAUCGAAACCACCAAUCAAAGCCAACACAACAUGUGUCACAGCUCCUAGCUCUCCCAGCCAACAACAGGAUGCAGUCAUCCUGCAAACAGCAGUAGCCACAAUUGGCGGCGCCACAAUUACCCAGCCCGCGCGGCUCAUGUUUGACACUGGGUCGUCACGGUCUUUUAUUACACAGGAAGCACAACAGGCACUUCAACUUGAUGCCAAUGGUUCAGACACCAUCGCCAUGGCUGGCUUUGGCGACAGUACCCGCAAAGUUGUCUGUCUGCCACGUGUGCAACUCUCUGUCGGGUGUGAUGAUGGCUCCACCGUUACGGUCAUAGCCAACGUAGUCGACAACAUAACAUGUCCCAUCCAACGCUUUCCACUCGAUUACACCAAAUAUCCGGUUCUGCAGUCUGUAAAUCUUGCUGAACCCACGCCCCUUGCAACAGAGAGCGUGGUUGUCGACGUACUAAUUGGAAGUGAUCAUUACCAUCACCUCAUUGGCCCUCAGGUCAUAUCCGUUACCGCUGACCUAGUGCUGGUCGAGUCCAAGUUAGGGUUUAUUCCGUCUGGCAAAGUGUCUGGUGAUACGCCCCCAGACACCGUCAUGCAUCUGUCGGCGGAUUCCAUAGCGGAUGACACCUUACCUGCACUCGAAGAUCUGUGGAGCCUUGAGAGUCUGGGCAUUAAUGACAACCCAGAAACAACAGACAACGACAUGGUGAGAGAACACUUCAACGCCACAAUACGCAAAGAAAACGGUCGCUACACCGUCAACUGGCCGUGGAAGGAAAAAGCUCCGCAAGUGAACUAUGAGCUGGCCAGAGGUCGACUCGUCUCCCUAAUCAAGCGGCUUUCUACACAGCCAGACAUCCUACGGCACUACGACCAGACAAUCAGAGACCAACACGCAAGUGGUAUUAUCGAGGAAGUCCCGAAUGCCGUGCCCACUGGGCCGGUCCACUAUUUGCCACACCACUGCGUUCAGCGCCAGGCCAGCACAACAACCAAACUCCGCAUCGUAUACGAUGCGUCAGCAAAAACCAACAAGGAUGGAAACAGCCUCAAUGACUGCCUUCACAGCGGCCCCAGCUUGCUUCCCGACCUGGGUGGCAUACUGGUCCGUUUUCGCCUGUUCCCUGUUGGGAUCACCAGCGAUAUUGAGAAGGCAUUCCUCCAAGUGGGCCUCGACGAACCAGACCGGGACUACACCCGCUUUCUGUGGCUCAAGGACAUUUCUCAACCAGUCUCACCAGCAAACCUGGUGACAUAUCGUUUCUGUCGAAUCCCGUUUGGUGUUAUUUCCAGCCCGUUCUUGCUGUCUGCCACCAUUCAUCACCAUCUCGACAACAGCAACAGCACGCUCGGUUCUGAAAUCCGCGACUCCACCUAUGUGGACAAUGUGAUAACUGGGCGCAACACGGCUGAUGAAGCCAGUACUCUCUAUGAUUCUGCAAAGAGCCUAUUCAACGACGCCGCUAUGAAUCUCCGUGAAUGGUCAUCUAACAGUGAUACAUUUAACCACACCCUGCCAGACUUCGACAAGGCCACAUCCAACAAUGUGAAAUGCCUCGGCCUGGCUUGGGAUACGAAAGAGGACACUCUCAAUGUCAUUUCUCCUAAUGUGGCUCACAAACACGCCAACACCAAGCGCAGCAUCAUCUCCGCUGCUGCUCGCUUUUACGAUCCCGUUGGCUACCUGUCACCUCUGUUUGUUCGAGCCAAACUUCUGAUCCAGGACAUCUGGAAAGCAAAGCUCGACUGGGAUGAUCCGGUUCCCAACAGCAUUGCAGAUGAUUGGCAGGCUAUUGCCCAAGACCUGGACAAAGCAGACACGUUCAAGCUCCACCGUUUCACUGGUCUUGACCCAGCAUCUGUCACUCGCCGCGAACUUCAUGUGUUCUGCGACGCAUCCGAAAAAUCGUACGGUACGGUUGCCUAUCUCCGUGAAGAAAGCGCCACCGCUGUGGCCACAGUCCUGCUCGUCAGCAAGACGAAGGUAGCUCCACUCAAACAAAUGACAAUUCCUCGUUUGGAGUUGAUGGCAGCGCUAAUCGGUUCUCGGCUUAUCAAAUUCCUCCAGAACACACUGCCAUUUGAUCUCCACCGCACUGUUCUGUGGUCCGAUUCAACUUGUGUUCUACACUGGAUCAAUGGCACGAACCAGCAAUCUGUGUUUGUCCAGCGGCGACUAAUGGAAAUCCGGUCGAAUCCGACAAUUGCAUUCAAGUACGUCAAUACGGAUUGCAAUCCUGCUGACCUACCCUCACGUGGUGCGACAGCUGCUGCAUUGCACGACAGCAAACUCUGGUGGGAGGGUCCUGAAUGGCUACGCGGUGAUACCAGCUCACUCGGUGAACUACCAUCCCCUUCACUUACCACAGCUGCAGCAAUGGUCUCAGAACCACCCACUGAGGUAUCUGUCGCAAUCAACUCUUGCCCUGGGGAGGGUCCUUUCAUCUCUAUCGAAAGCCAGACGCUCAUGGAGGUGCGUAAGCGUUUCUGGAUAACUCGUGGGCGGGCCACCGUGCAGACAAUAUUGCACAGCUGCUACCACUGCAAGAAAUGGGAAGCGAAACCAUACCCAAUGCCGGAUUUUGCUCCACUGCCGAGCAAGCGUGUUAACAGGUGCAUACCAUUCUCGUACACUGGUAUCGAUUACUUCGGCCCAAUGACAAUGACCAAGGAAAGCGAGAAAUGCAAGUUGGGCACUCCUGGUAUGGAGGGAGACUUUGGUAAUGACCCGACGUUUGAGCCUGACACGUCUUUGGCUAACACAUUGCUAACUGCCUGGACGGAUGGUCAACGCCUACUACAGACCUUUUGGUCAGAAUGGCAGUAUUCGUAUCUACCCACGCUACGUGAACGUGGUCAGACUGCACUUCCGCAUGGAAGACUGCAAGCACAUGAUCCACCUGCUGUGGAUACUGUUGUCCUAGUCAAGGAAGAAAAGAUGCCACGCGGCUCUUGGUUAAUUGGACGAAUUGACAAACUGCACAACAGUAAUGAUGGUGAAAUCAGAUCUGCAACAGUUGUUCUGCCAUCCAAGCGGCAGAUCCAACGUCCACUAUGUCUGUUGUACCCAAUUGUGCAAGCGGAGAAUCACGAUGCAAAGCACGAUGACCCGCCGCUCGCACAACCUGCACAACCUGCACAGCCUGUACAGCCUGCACAACCUACACAGCAACAACCAGCUCGACCAACACGCCGAGCAGCCGCUGGUUCCCGUGCUAACCUGAAGAACCUAAUAAGUCAAGGUGCAGUAUAA